AUGGGCGAAUGGAGCAAUGGCAUCUGUGGCUGCUUCAGCAACAUUGGCAUGUGUAUCUUCACUUAUGUUCUACCAUGCUGGACCCAAGGAAAGUUGGCCGAAUCUUUGGGAGAUGACUGCCUCCUCUGUGGAAUAGCUCUGCUUGUUCCCUUCGUCAACAUCUACGCCCGUCUCACCACCCGCGGGAAAGUACGAGCAAACAAGGGCAUAGAAGGGGGCCUUCUUGGCGAUUUGCUCUGUGUUUGCUGCUGUCCAUUCUGUGCCCUCAUGCAAGAAAGCUUGGAGAUGUCUGUUUCAACCCCUCUGGGAGCUGGAGAAUCUAUUGCCCGCUCAUAA
Molecule: messenger RNA, 336 nt
Organism: Lytechinus pictus (painted urchin)
Lineage: Eukaryota; Metazoa; Echinodermata; Echinoidea; Temnopleuroida; Toxopneustidae
Exons: 1
Coding region: 1-336 (111 amino acids)
Source: RefSeq, a predicted model, not a curated record